AUGAAUCACCAUAGCAACGGCGUCAGCACCGUGGACAACGGUGACGUCACCAAGGCGAAACGCAGCGUCACCGAGAAGAAAGGUGACGUCAUCAAGGAGAAAAACUGCGUCAUCACUCGUGACGUUCCUCCUGCCUUGAUGCCCGUUGUGGCGGGUCUCACCUCUAAGCGCAAGCGCGUGCCCUACUGGUAUCUAUUGGUGACAACAUCUGAGACGUACACUGUAUGGAAGAAGGAAUACAGCGUGCUGCAGAGGCACAGCGACGACAUUGCCUCCAAGGCGACUUCCCCUGUUGUACUAGUCGACCUCGGCAGCGGCGCUUCGUCCAAAACCCGCCUGAUCAUAGAGGCCAUGCUCAAGCGCCACGGAACACUGACGUUCGUACCGGUGGACGUGUCCAAAGAACACAUUGAGGAGGUCGGCAAGCAGCUGGGGCGCGACUACGAAGGACUGACGGUGGAACCGUUCGGGGGACUCUUCGUGGAUGGACUCCGAUAUCUCUCCACCCGCCAGGAGCAGAAAGUGAUACUUUUCCUGGGCAACAGCUUCAGCAACACCUGCAUCUACGAACAGGUGGACCUGAUGAAGGAGAUCCGGGCACAGCUAACAGCCAAGGAUCGUUUCGUGAUGGGGCUUGACAUGAACGUGGAUCGGGAGUCUCUGUUGAAGGCCUACGGUCAACAAUGGGUGACCUUUCAGAAGGACAAUCCCAUCUGUCGCCUGAACAAGGAUUUCGAUGGAGACAUGGAUGCGGCAAAAUUUGAGCUCAUCACCGACUUCGUGGAGAAUCCCGCAGAUGGGGACACUCCGAGCUAUGUCACGGGGUACUGGAGGAGCCUCGCAGCACAGCGCGUGAACUUCCGCAAACUCGGCCUCAACCUUGACUUCCAGAGUGGAGAGAAGUUUUUCUUUUCGGACGGGCCGAACUGGAGCUGCAAGUGGAACCUGCACCAGAUCCGCCGCCUGGCGGAGAAGAGCGGCUUUGCACUGGAGGACUACUGGACCAACGACGCUGAAGAUUGUGGGCUGGUGUGCUUCGCACCCGUGCCGUAGAGCGGGUGCCCAUGCAAUGACAGGGUAUUUAGAGUUUGGGGUCCGUUUUAGAAUCAUACUCUGUUUAUCCUAUUUACAACGACGACAGCUUGUCA
This is a messenger RNA of Branchiostoma belcheri (Belcher's lancelet), 1148 nucleotides long. RefSeq names its product histidine N-alpha-methyltransferase-like. The transcript is spliced from 6 exons. NCBI's taxonomy places the organism in Eukaryota, Metazoa, Chordata, Leptocardii, Amphioxiformes, Branchiostomatidae. The coding region runs from base 1 to 1053 and encodes 350 amino acids. The record is from RefSeq and is a predicted model, not a curated record.